Molecule: messenger RNA, 3441 nt
Organism: Mizuhopecten yessoensis (Yesso scallop)
Lineage: Eukaryota; Metazoa; Mollusca; Bivalvia; Pectinida; Pectinidae
Product: cytosolic endo-beta-N-acetylglucosaminidase-like
Exons: 12
Coding region: 140-2089 (649 amino acids)
Biological process (GO): protein deglycosylation
Cellular component (GO): cytoplasm
Molecular function (GO): mannosyl-glycoprotein endo-beta-N-acetylglucosaminidase activity
Source: RefSeq, a predicted model, not a curated record
AAUCCAACCAUAAUUUACAUUGACAACAGCUAAACACCGUGUUUUUUUGGUAUUUUUGCAUUCAUAUCUUUGUUGUAUUGAGCGAAUAGGACGUCUUAGUCGAAAGCAAACAUUUUGGUAUCUAUACUAGACUGGUGAGAUGGCUGGUCCAGAGUGUCUUCCCUUUAAGACAGUAGAAGAUGUACUAGAGUUUGAACCUGAGAACUAUAAACUGUUUGCUGCCACAGAAACUCUAGUCAGAAGAGUUCCGAUAGCUAGUGAUGCUCCGAAAACAAUACUAUGUCAUGACAUGAGGGGAGGAUACUUACAGGAUCGAUUUGUACAGGGGUCUCCUGAUGCGGACAGCUACAGGUUCUACCACUGGCAGUAUAUAGACGCCUUCAUCUACUUCAGUCAUAACCUCCUUACAGUGCCACCACCCGGCUGGACCAACACGGCACACAGGCACGGUGUCCAGAUGAUGGGUACUCUGAUCACGGAAUGGGACGAUGGGAAAAAACGGUGUCACCAAAUCAUUGAAUCGGAAGAGACCUAUAAGAAGUUUGCAGAUAAAAUGGUGGCAAUCACACAGCACUACGGCAUGGACGGCUGGCUGGUCAACAUAGAAAACGUGGUGGAGGCAGGAAAAGUGCAGCUACUGUGCGACUUUGUAGCUUACCUCACAAAGCGCCUCCAUGAUGUGGUUCCUGGGUCACAGGUGAUUUGGUAUGAUAGUGUGAUAAAAACAGGUGGGCUGAAGUGGCAGGACGAGGUUAACGAGAAAAACAGCAUGUUUUUUGAUGUAUGUGAUGGGAUUUUCUUGAAUUACAACUGGAAAGAUGCGAGUCUGAGACGCUCCAAGGAACUGGCAAGUUCUCGUGGGCGAGCCAUGGAUGUGUACGUGGGAGUGGAUGUGUUUGGGCGCGGCUGUCUCGGAGGUGGAGGAUUCAACACAGUUGAGGCAUUGACUGCAAUAAGGCAACAUAACAUGUCUGCUGCCAUCUUUGCCAUGGGAUGGGUAUAUGAAACUCAGGGCGAGGCAAACUUCCUACAGAAUGAAAACAGGUUCUGGCGACUACUGCAUCACCUUCUGCCAGUGAGGGUCCUGGCCUCCAGUUAUCUCCCCUUCUCCACCUCCUUCUGUCAAGGCUUCGGCCAAAAGUACUACUCUCAGGGAUUGGAGGUAGAUGCUACUUCCUGGCAUAACCUAGGUCUCCAGGAGCUCCAACCCUCACUAACCAAUGCUCAGUUUGAGGGGAAGACUCCAUCCACCUCCAGCAUGGCCCUGGAUACAGAGAUGGCUUUACUAGGGGGCAGCUGUCUCAAGCUCAGUGCCAACCCUGUACCCAGUGAUGGAUCUCCUGUCAUCUACAGGUUGUUCUGUAUGGAAUUCGAGAUAAAAGAACCAGUGGUUAUAUCCUACUCCUUCAAGUGUGACCAAGCUGGACUGGACAUCUUCUUACAGUGUGAGGUAUCUUGUGGCAAUAAGACCAAGAAAUUUUACUUCAAGGGAGACAAUUCCGACAAGAAAUCAGAAUCUGACAGUUUGGCUACUGUAUUUAACCCAACACCAGCUGUGUCCUUCGUGACCAAGUACCCCUCACUUAAACAGGCAUUGGGCAAUAAUGGAAAUGACCAAUGGACAACAAGGUAUUACAGGGUUGACCCCAGCCAAACUGGAGAGUUCACCCUGACCUCUGUCAGUGUAGGUCUAUUUCAUCCAUCAGCACCUGGCCAACAGACAGAAGCCGUGACUGUACGCCUUGGCCAGAUUCAGAUUAUCCCCGAGUCCUGUUUGGAUACUGAAGUUGCGGUCAGCGAAGUGAGUGUUUUGAAAAAAGACAAAGAUGAUGGGACCAAGACACUGACAUGGAAGUGUUCCAAAAUGUCAGCAGUAAAGUACUUCAAUGUGCACUACACACAGAAUGGUGUGAAGCAUUUUGGACAUUCCAAUUGUUCCACUUUUGUGAUAGGCAACGGUCAGUCAAGUACAACCGAUCAAGGGGACGUAACUCAACCAGCAUCUCUAUCUGUUGUAAUACAGCCCGUCCUAAAACUUGGGUUUGCCCUCCCACUGUCAUCAUGCCCCAGUGUAGAGUUAAAACAGUAGUCUGUGUUCAUACUGUAACUUAACCAGCAAUACUGCGACACCUGUCUCAUAUACAUCUGAUGAACACACUGUAUAUACAGUAUAUUAUAUAGGGAGAUUUGUGUGUAUUAUAAGUAGGGAGAUUGUUUUGCUACUACAGGGUAACAUUUCACUAACUAUUAGCAAUUUUUACCAUACUCAUAGGGAAGAAAACAUGUAUCUUCAAAUACUCCAUUCAACAUUAGACAAUGGGGAUUUUUGCAAUAAAUCAUUCUAAUCAAAAGAUAAUUUAUUCAACACCUGAUGCAUAAUAAAUGUUUUAUAUAAUUAAUAGAUUUUUUUUCUCAAGUCCUUCAUUGAGUUAUCAAUAGAAAGUCAAUGGAGAUAUUAAAUUCACAUUAAAUGGAGGCAAAUUUGUUUCACCUUUUAUACAUAGUUUUCUUACUUAAAAUAUUUUUUUUUAACGACUAUGUGAUAUUAGUACCAGUUCAGGGUUCCCAAACGGGGAAAUAAAAGUUCAGUAUAUGACAGAUCAAUGACAAGAAGUUCUCAUGUCAGAAUGAAAAAUUUGAGAUACCUGUUUUGAAGCUUGAAACUGGGAUAUUCCUGAGUAGAUUCAGCGGCAUUGUACUAUCCAUAACAACAGGCAGCUAGAUCAGAUGACAAUCUGCCAUGUGCAAAUUAAAUAAAUUCACUCAGGUUUAUAUUUCUGUGGACAUUGAGUGUAUGAUAUAUAACAGCUUUUAUUUAUACAACAAUGCUGGUGUUAAAAAAUAUAUGUAGAUUGUACUUUUUAUCUUAUACAUUUGUAACGUAAAAUUGUUUCAAAAUCAUUAAGGUGUAUAAAGGUGUAACCAUGGACCAAGUUAGCAUUUUGUGAUUGUGUGUUUGUGUAACCCAUUUGGCAGUAUGUGUAUCAUGAUCUAUAAGUAAGCAAAUUGUCCUAUCAGUGACCGAUUGAUAAUAUAACAUUUACAGUUUUAUCACAUUGUAGGAUAAAAACAUACAUCUUCUCAAACUGGUGUUAAUUUAUUGAACGUAUUAGGUUUAUAAUUUGGUGUACAAUAUUUGUAUUGGGUAAAAUUGUUUUAUUCACAAUAACUGUUUUUGUGCAAUUUUGAUACGACAAUAGGGCUUGUCUACUUUACGCAGAUAGUACAUUUGAUAUUUAAAAAAAUCUUUCCGAACUUUUACAAUGUUAUUUCAUAUUUAACUACUGGUAUGUAUAUAAAUCCUUUUUUUUUUUUUUGCUUCUUGUUGGAAAUACAUUUACAUACUACGUAUACUGGUAUUCUUUACUGGUGUAUUGUUUUUCAUGGUUUAUGUAAAGUUGUAAACCCACAUUGAUUUGCUGGUCAAAUAAAACUUUUCAC